GUUGUCAAUUAGCUAACAUUAUCCCUUUCCCCUCCUUUCUUCUCCAGUUCUCCACUUUCACUCCCACCCCUAUGCCCAGAACCUGAAAUCCCCUCUAUCCCAACUCAGCUAAUCGAUAUCGAACCGGAGAAAUCGACAAUGGCGGCCUCCUCCAUCUCUUCCCUCGCCUCGUCCUUCGCCUCUCUCUCAUUUUCCUCUCAAGUCUCUCAGAAACCAAACGCCCUUACUUUCCCCCUCAUCAAGUCCCGCUCCCUUUCACCUUCCCCCAAAUCCUUCACCACCCUCCGCGUCUCCGCUGCCGUCGCCUCGCCGUCCGAGCCCUUCAAGGACCUGGUGAAGACGAGACUCCCCGGCGGAUUCGCCGCCCAACCCAUCAUCGGCACCGGCCGCCGGAAAUGCUCCAUCGCUCGUGUUGUCCUCCAGGAAGGCACCGGCCAAGUCAUAAUCAACUACCGGGAUGCCAAUGACUAUCUCCAGGGGAAUCCGCUGUGGAUUCAGUACGUCAAAGUCCCACUGGUGACAUUGGGCUAUGAGGGCAGCUACGAUGUGUUCGUGAAAGCUCACGGCGGUGGGCUUUCCGGCCAGGCGCAGGCGAUCUCACUGGGAAUUGCUCGGGCGUUGCUGAAGGUCAGUGCCAGCCACAGAUCGCCUCUGAAAUCGGAAGGGCUUCUGACGAGGGACUCAAGAAUCGUGGAGAGGAAGAAGCCUGGUCUCAAGAAAGCUCGCAAGGCUCCUCAGUUCUCCAAGCGUUGAGCUUUUGCUUGGGGCAAGUUACAAAGUUCGUUUCUUUCUCACUUAUACUCCUCCCAUCCACUCUCUGCUUCUCGGCAUUGCUUUCUCAGAGCGUUGUAGAAUGUGUUGAACAGUUUGCCUCUGUAGAUUCUAGCAGUUCUAUUGCUUGUCUUUAACCUGAAGGUCUCAACCGAUCUCUUGCCAUUCAAUAUGACCCUUCAGAAACAAACCACAAUGAUAGUGAUGACCAUACCUACAAUGAUUAGCCUCUCGUCUUGAUCCAACUCUAAGUUCUUAGUGGGAUGCUUGGAAGAAAUGUGAUGCUGAAUGGAUGGAUGCAGCAUAUGACGAUGACUUCUUGUAAUCAUUUACAUGUGUUCUUCCUUCACUAGCCAACUAGGAUUAGGGAUGGCAAUCAAAUCCACGGCCGCGGGUACCCGACCGCCCCUGACCCAGUCAACGCGGGUAAUCCCCGCUUUGACCGGGUAUGGGGCGGGUAUGGGUAAAACCCGCAAAAAGUUU
Messenger RNA from Linum tenue, 1254 nucleotides. Lineage: Eukaryota; Viridiplantae; Streptophyta; Magnoliopsida; Malpighiales; Linaceae. The record is from the annotation of a GenBank genome assembly.